Etheostoma spectabile (orangethroat darter) is the source of this 3412-nucleotide messenger RNA. RefSeq names its product casein kinase I. Gene Ontology annotation, molecular function: ATP binding; protein serine/threonine kinase activity. The record is from RefSeq and is a predicted model, not a curated record. The coding region runs from base 1158 to 2543 and encodes 461 amino acids. NCBI's taxonomy places the organism in Eukaryota, Metazoa, Chordata, Actinopteri, Perciformes, Percidae. The transcript has 12 exons. Gene Ontology annotation, biological process: protein phosphorylation.
CACGUACACUCACACGGACUCAUAUUCACGCACACAGAUUUUUUCUGUCAAUAUUCUUCAAUGCAGUUUACGCUCGUCCCUUUCGUUUACUACGCUGUGAUUAUCUUCAUCUACGCAAAUUGCGUUAUGGUGACUGGCGAGGCUUUUCAGCUGGUUAGCCAAACAUCCAUAGAAAAAGAGAUGGGCAGGAAAACGAGACGAAGAAAAUAAGAACAAUUUAUUUCAAGCUAGAUAGCGACAGAAAGAAAACCUGUUUAGGUGGUACGUUCAUCCUUUGGCACACAGCAUUCCUCACACCCAGGGGCCAAAGCUUCAGCUGGUAUAGGACCAAGCAGUUGUGUGGCAGAUUAUCAGCCUCUGUGUGACAGUGGACAAGUACCGAGGUCCAGCAUCUAUAGGAUCACAUGCUCUAAAACCAACUAUCUGAGACGUAUGGCAAUAAAUCCCAAUAAAGUAUAUAGUCAUCCUCGAAUAUCAAAUGUAAAUCAGGGGAACCUCUGGUUUUGAUAAACUCAAGACAUUCUUGCCGUCUAAGUCUGCACUGGAGUUGGGUGCAUGGGUGUUGUGCUGCUGACAGCAGGCUGUUGUCAUGGUGGACUGGUAUGUCUGAGACUGAAGCUAGCAUAGCUGUCCGGUUUCAUUUAGCAUGUUAGCAUAUGGCUAACCACAUAUGGUGACUGAUCAGGCCAUUAUCCUCUUCCCCUCCAUCUCCAUCUCUGGCCCCUACAAGGGGGUAUAAACUAGUUGGUAGUGGUGCCCCCUUACCCUGUCAUCUUUUCAUUUUUAUUUAAUUUAGUCAUCUAUCCAUCUCAUCCAGCAAUCAUCAGCUUUUGCUUUAUUUCAAUCUCAUCAGCCCUCAUCACUUUUUUUGCAGGACUAAGCACCGUGUAGCUCUGCCUAACUAAGCUCUAGUCCUUUAUGAUACUCACUUCUUUCCUUUGAAUUCAUCUCACAUCUGUCCCAAUUAAGCUUAAGUCACCACAGCUCAGUCCCUGCCCUCUUUACAGUCAAACCCCAAAGCCCUGUUCAAUACACAUUUUGGCCCACCGUAGACCACCCUAACGUCUGACCGAGUAGCCGAUAGGCAGUUGUUUUGGUAGUUGUUUUGGUUGCAUGGAAUCGGCUUAACCGUGGAGAGGCCAGGCUACCACAAACUGAUGGACUUUGACAAGCGAGGAGUAGGAGGGGGAGGUGGUGGAGGGGGAGGUGGUGGGGGAGGGAAGGGGGAGACAGAGGAGGGGAAGAGAAUGCCUGGGAAGACAGGGAGCCGAUCUGGGCACGGUGGCCGGGGCGCCAGCUCCAACUCCGGGGUUCUGAUGGUUGGACCAAACUUCCGGGUCGGUAAGAAAAUCGGCUGUGGGAACUUUGGAGAGCUACGACUUGGAAAGAACCUGUACACCAAUGAAUACGUGGCUAUCAAACUGGAGCCUAUCAAGUCGCGGGCGCCACAGCUCCACCUAGAAUAUCGCUUCUACAAACAGCUGGGAAGUUCAGAGGGCGUACCACAGGUGUUUUACUUUGGGCCAUGUGGUAAAUACAAUGCUAUGGUUCUGGAGCUGCUUGGACCCAGCUUAGAAGAUCUGUUUGACCUCUGUGACCGAACCUUCUCUCUAAAGACUGUACUCAUGAUAGCCAUACAACUGAUAACCCGUAUGGAGUUUGUCCACACCAGAAGCCUGAUCUAUCGAGACGUGAAGCCUGAGAACUUCUUGGUGGGCCGACCCGGCUCCAAACGGCAACACACCAUCCACAUCAUAGACUUUGGCCUAGCAAAAGAAUACAUAGACCCAGAGACCAAGAAACACAUCCCAUACAGAGAACACAAGAGUCUGACUGGAACGGCUAGAUAUAUGAGCAUCAAUACCCAUCUGGGGAAAGAGCAAAGCAGGCGGGAUGACUUGGAAGCUCUAGGCCACAUGUUCAUGUAUUUCCUGCGAGGCAGCCUACCCUGGCAGGGACUCAAGGCUGACACUCUGAAAGAACGUUAUCAGAAGAUAGGAGACACGAAGAGAGACACACCAAUAGAGGUCCUCUGUGAAAACUUUCCAGAAGAGAUGGCCACCUACCUGCGGUACGUGCGUCGGCUGGACUUCUUCGAGAAGCCUGAUUACGACUAUCUGAGGAAACUCUUUACGGACCUCUUUGACAGAAACGGAUAUAUCUUUGACUACCAGUAUGACUGGACUGGAAAGCCGCUGCCCACUCCUAUUGGUCCAGUGGCCAGUGAGACUCCACUUCCAGCAAGCAACCGAGAAAAAGCACCGCAGACCAAAAACCAGUCUCCAGAGGGGAAAGGCAGUGAGUCGCAGCCCACUCCAGUGACCAAUCGAGAGCUGCUGGGCUCCCACCUCACUGCUGAUAGGCUGGGCGGGUCCGUCCAGGUGAUGAGUUCAACCAAUGGGGAGCUCAAUACAGACGACCCCACUGCAGGACACUCCAACGCACCAAUCACAGCCAAUGCAGAGGUGGAAGUGGCUGAUGAUACCAAGUGCUGCUGUUUCUUCAAGAGGAGGAAGAGGAAAGUGCUCCAGAGACACAAAUGAAAACGAGAGACGAGAGAGAAACCCUGGGGUUUUUUCUCUCUCUUUCUUUCUUUCUCUAGCCCUCUUCAUAUAGCCCUCCCUUUAUUCCUCCCUCAGUCCCCCUCUGACCCUCCUUCUCUGCUGUCCGAGGUCCUGUAGUUUACCUUGGGUCGGCUGGACUGGCUGGGCCACUGGGCAGCAGGAUAUGCUAAGGUGAUCUACUGGUUUCUACCGCUCUGGAAUGACCCUCAGACAGUAGCGUGUUUACGGUUCCAUCUCGCAGCUUUAAUUGUGGACUAGCUGUGCCAACGGUGAAGUCUUCAUGUAUUUAUGGUCACAAACUGAACUGAAACUGGAUCAACACAGACUGCGAAACAGUGGCCACAAACAGUCGAGAUACUGUAAAAGACAAGCUGACUUUUUACUGGCAGACUGGCUAGUUCUCUAUUUGUGUUUUUUAUUUUUUUUUUCUUCCUUACUGACUGGUUCAGAGGACAGAGAAGUGUAUUUCUAAAGGAGAUACAGAAGAGAGGACAAGAAAAGGACGGGAAGCAAUGAGACUGUCGGACCACACGUGCACACAAAACAUGCACACACACACACACAUAUGUACAAACACGCUGCACACUUUCUCAAGCUCAUCCUAAAGACACUUCAUGGACAAACAGAUGCAGCUGUCGCACAUAGUCUAUAAAGUUUUUAUUCCCGAGGGUCAAAGGAAGUACAGCGUGACCGGCUUGGUCUAUUUCCAGGAACGGAUUGGGCUCGGUGUACUUCUCAGACACACUCACCCUCAGAGGAAAACCUCACAACCACCAGAAUCAAAAGUUAAGAAAGAUGUUUAUGUGAAGACUAUGCUUUUUCCUGUUUUAAUUUGUAACUAAAAAAAA